AGCAACAUUAGCCUGGAUUCCGGCAACUCAAUCCCCUCCGUCACCCACCAACCCUAAAAUAAAAAAUACGCCCUAACUCUCUCUCCCUCUCUCUAAACCAUGUCUUAAUCUCUAUACUAACUACAUGGGAGGGAUCUCUCCUCUCUCUCUCUCCAAUAACCUACUUUCUAUCUCUCUGCAAUAACCUACUCUCUCUCUCUCCCCUAAAUGCAAAUUACAUAUUACUUGCUACACAAAUUUGGUAUCUCUGGUUGUUUUUGCCUUUUGAAUGCCUCUUACCCUGGCUAAAUGUGGUGCAUUUCUUCCUCUAAUAAAUAUCGUACUCUCUCUCUCUCUCUCUCUUCAAUAAUCCCCUGAAUUAGCGGAUCAGUAGAAUGGGGCCAUUCCGGUUUGGCCUCGCUAGCCCUUGAGAAGGAAGACUAGAUCUGGUUGGGAUAGAAAUUUCCCCAGAAGAAACCACUCUUCAUUCUCCUUUUUAUCGGAUUUUUAGUCAUGGCGCCACCCAAUUACGAGUUUCAGGAAUGGUGGAAUAGGGAGAGAGAGAGGACGCAUGGUGUAGUCGUCAAAAUGGAGAAGCCUAACUGGUCCAUGGUCGAAAUCCAGAGCCCCAGAGACCAGGAUUUCGAGAAAGGGAAAGGGAGAAACGCUAAGCAGCUAAGAUGGGUUUGCUUUCUCAGAGCCCAACAAGCAGCUGGUUUUAUUUCGUGGCUCUUUAAUGGCUCCUAUAAUUUGAUAUCAGCUGCAAAGAGAAGAAUCCAGUCUAGAAGGCCUGACAAAACGGCCCAAAAUUCAAAGCUUUAUAGGGUAAUCAAAGGGUUCCUGGUUUUUGCUGUAGCAAUGCUGGUUUUUGAGAUCGGGGCUUAUUACAAGGGGUGGCAUUUUAACCCACCUUCUGCAAAAGCUGAGGUUUUGGGGUUCUUGGAAUGGAUUUAUUCUUCUUGGGUUUUCAUUAGGGAGGAUUAUAUUGCCCCUCCCCUACAAUUUUUGACUAAUGUUUGUAUAGUUUUGUUCCUGGUUCAAUCGGUGGAUCGAAUUGUGCUAGUUCUGGGGUGCUUUUGGAUCAGGUUCAGGAAGCUCAAGCCUGCUCCUCUAAUGGAGGUCAGAGAAUUGGAGGAGGGAGUUGAUGGGGAUUACCCCAUGGUGCUUAUUCAGAUCCCCAUGUGCAAUGAGAGAGAGGUUUACCAACAAUCAAUUGCUGCUGUGUGCGCCCAAGAUUGGCCUCGGGAUCAUAUGCUUAUACAAGUCCUGGAUGACUCUGAUGAUGUGGAUGUGCAAUGUCUAAUCAACACGGAGGUGAGCAAGUGGCAGCAGAAGGGUGUGCGCAUCUUAUAUAGGCACCGGCUUAUACGAACGGGUUAUAAGGCUGGGAAUCUCAAAUCAGCUAUGAACUGUGAGUAUGUAAAGGAUUAUGAGUAUGUGGCAAUUUUUGAUGCAGACUUUCAACCUGGACCCGACUUCUUGAAGAAGACUAUUCCUCAUUUUAAGGGUAAAGAAGAUCUAGCACUGGUGCAGACAAGGUGGUCAUUUGUGAACAAAGAUGAAAACUUGUUGACAAGAUUGCAGAACAUAAAUUUAUCCUUCCACUUUGAGGUGGAACAGCAGGUGAAUGGCAUGUUUUUGAAUUUCUUUGGUUUCAAUGGCACUGCUGGUGUGUGGCGGAUAAAGGCUCUUGAGGAUUCUGGUGGCUGGCUUGAGAGAACUACUGUGGAAGACAUGGAUAUUGCUGUGCGAGCCCACCUCGAUGGAUGGAAAUUUAUAUUUCUCAAUGAUGUCAAGUGUCUCUGUGAGCUUCCUGAAUCCUACGAGGCAUAUAAAAAACAACAGUAUCGGUGGCAUUCAGGUCCAAUGCAGUUGUUCCGCUUGUGUUUCUUUGACAUCCUUCGCUCAAAGGUGAGUAUUCUCGCGAAAGCCAAUCUGAUAUUCCUCUUCUUUCUUCUUCGGAAGCUCGUCUUGCCCUUCUAUUCAUUCAUGCUCUUCUGCAUCAUCCUCCCUUUGACCAUGUUCGUGCCUGAGGCCCAACUACCCACCUGGGUCGUGUGCUAUGUGCCUGGUGUCAUGUCCAUCUUGAAUAUCCUUCCAUCACCGAGGUCUUUCCCAUUCAUUGUUCCGUACCUCCUUUUCGAGAACACAAUGUCUGUUACCAAGUUCAAUGCCAUGAUAUCAGGAUUAUUCAAAUUUACAAGCUCAUAUGAAUGGGUAGUUACAAAGAAACUAGGAAGAUCUUCUGAAGCCGACUUAGUUGCCUUUAUGGAAAAGGAAUCAUCUGUUCCACAGGAAAGCACGAGCCUUCUUCAUAGGGCUUCUUCAGAAUCGGGUCUUGAUGAGUUGAACAGAUUGGAGAAGAAGAAGAAAACGGGGAAAAGUAGGAGUAAUCGCCUGUAUCGGAAAGAGCUUGCCCUUGCCUUCAUUCUAUUAGCUGCUGCUGCUAGGAGCUUGUUAUCUGCUCAGGGGAUUCACUUCUAUUUCUUGUUGUUUCAAGGGGUCACUUUCCUUGUUGUAGGUCUUGAUUUAAUAGGAGAGCAGGUAAGUUAAGGAGUUGAAAUAUCAUCCACUGAAGGGUUGGAAUUUUUGGGUUGCCUUACUUGAGGGGCAUUUCAGUGUGGUUUGAACAAUUUGGGCUAAAACAGUGCCCAAAUAAUCGGACCCUUCACUUGCAUUUUGAGCAAUUCAGUGCUCAAAUAAUUGAGAGCCAUUGCCCUCUAGUUCAUAUUUAUCUUCAAUUCGUCUCCAUAUUUAUACUGGUGCAUAAUUUUGAGGUUAGAUGCCAGCAACUUCAAUUUCUAAAAGCUCUCAACAGCCCACUUUGUGAUGUUGAAGCUAAUUCUGGCUGAAGGUUCAUUUGUGGACAUUCUGGGCUAAUCUGCAUAUACGAAAGCUUGUUCCACUUAGGUGACUUGUAAUUGCCUUGAAAUUGUGGAAAUCCAUGAAAACAGAUAGUAAGCCAUGGUUUUUGUGGGAAAAGUUGUACAUUGGUUGUAAUACGAAAGAAGGCGACGCCAAAUUCUUUUGAUGUAUAAUAUGUUGUAGUUAUGAAGAUUGAUUUCUUUUAUGAAGCAUGGGUUUUCAUUUGUUUGGUUA
Molecule: messenger RNA, 3078 nt
Organism: Amborella trichopoda
Lineage: Eukaryota; Viridiplantae; Streptophyta; Magnoliopsida; Amborellales; Amborellaceae
Gene: CSLC6
Product: Cellulose-synthase-like C6
Cellular component (GO): Golgi apparatus
Molecular function (GO): glycosyltransferase activity
Source: RefSeq, a predicted model, not a curated record